CGCUAAACGCUCGCCGAGCUCCAUGCUGUGCAACACCACCUCCUCACAAAUCGUCAGGGGCGCGGAGAGCGCAGUGCACUGCGGUGAGGCUGCGCAGCGGGGGCUCGCCCCCUGCACCGCGCUCAGCGGCGCGCAGGGGAGGGCGGUCGGUGGCGGCGGCGGCGAGGCGCGAGGCGGUGGCGGCGGUGGUGCGGGCGGCGGGAUGACAGGGGAGGCGGCGGGAUUGACAGGGGAGGCGGCGGCCACGAGCGGAGCGGCGCGAGAAGGGGGGGGGGCGGCGGCGAGGCGCCGGUGAGCGAGGCGCCCGCGCCAUCAGAGGGACGCGCCGCUGCGAGAUGGAGGGCGGCGGUGACGGAGGCGAGGCGCGAGGCGGCGGCGGCGGCGGCGGCGGCGGCGGCGGCGGCGGCGGCGGCGGCGGCGGCGAACGGCGGCACCGAGUCUCGGUGAGCGGCGGCGGGAGGAGGAGCAGCGGCGGCGCUCGCUCGCUGUUGACGGGAGCGCUUUUGAGCCUGGGAGCCCAUGCCACUG
Molecule: messenger RNA, 528 nt
Organism: Emiliania huxleyi CCMP1516
Lineage: Eukaryota; Haptophyta; Isochrysidales; Noelaerhabdaceae
Exons: 1
Coding region: 23-295 (90 amino acids)
Source: RefSeq, a predicted model, not a curated record